Messenger RNA from Poecilia reticulata (guppy), 3016 nucleotides. Its product is annotated as tumor necrosis factor ligand superfamily member 10-like. Gene Ontology annotation, cellular component: membrane. The record is from RefSeq and is a predicted model, not a curated record. NCBI's taxonomy places the organism in Eukaryota, Metazoa, Chordata, Actinopteri, Cyprinodontiformes, Poeciliidae. Gene Ontology annotation, molecular function: tumor necrosis factor receptor binding. Gene Ontology annotation, biological process: immune response.
UAGGCAGAGAUGGAUAAAAAAAAAAUGGAUAGAUUGCCUUCUUUUUGUUAAGUCAACCCUACAAGAGACAACCAGAUUGAUUUUGAUGUCUGCAUAGUCUGUGAUAAUUUGGGGAGCUAUGUCAUCUCUUGAUGCUGGUCCAGUGUUUGUUUUUCUCCCCAAUCUAAAGUCAGCUUGCAGGUGUGGCAAAAUUUUUUAGAAGAGCAAUUCGCUUUGAUUGUACAUAACCGGCCAGUGAACUAAUCUGACCUGAACCCUAAAAAGAAUCAGACUGAUCACCUCUAUGCCACGCUGCAUUGAUGCAGUAAAUUAUGCAUAAAGAGCCCCAACUAAUGAAACAUACCAAUAUAUGAACAUACUUUUCAGAAAUCUCAAUAUCGUUUUAAAAACCUCUUAUUAUUCACUUUUCAACUCAAUUACAAAAAUCGUGUACCUACAGAUUAAUCUGGUAAAUGGCAAUCAAAACAUAAGAAAUUGCUUUCGUUAGCGUUUUCUGCAGGAAACAACCCCAAUACAGGGACUGUAUUGAUGUCGUUUGCCGUGUUGCUUCAUGAUGCAAAUCGCUCCAAUUCCCAACGCCGCCUGGACCUUGAAACGCAGCAGCGUUUACCGCUCCAAGCUUGGAUAUGUUCAAUAACAGUGACAUCUUGAGGAAGCUGAAACUCUUCAAGCCUCCUCUCUCUGCUCCACCUCCAGACUCUGCUGCACCGUUCCUCCCACCCUCAUGCUUCCCAGCAGAAACGCAGAGGUGUUUGAUCCAACUUGCCGUGCAGUGGCUGGGGGUGAUUUCCUACUUCGCCGGACUUCAAGGUGUCUCCGCGCUCUGCGAUAUGGCCAUCUCUAUCUCCCUCCAGUGCCUUGGCCUCACAACACUCGCAGCUGUCCUCCUGCAGACGGUCGCGGUGGCCAUAAGCUUCAUGUACUUCCACAAAGUCCUGAACACGAUGCAGGACAGUUUUUCCCGGAGCAGCGUAUCCUGUCUGACAAAUGCGAAGCUGCAGUCAGAGUUCCAGGACCCAGCAGCUGAGGGCAGGAAAAGCAGUGAUCCCUGUUGGCAGGUCACACAGCAGCUCCACUACCACAUCGAGAAGAUUGCUGACAGAUUCCAGAGGGAGAUAUCCACUGCCAUGAGAAAUAAGUUGACGGGAGUGCUGCCUAUCUUGGGCCCUGGGGUCCGUGGGGUCCCUCUUCCUAAAGUCGCUGCCCAUGUGACCGGCGUUGCCUCGUCGUCAAAGGCUCCAGCAGCACCAGAAAGCCCGCGGAGCAGCAGGGGGUACUCUGGCGAGCGCGUCCGAGCAUGGGAGGGCCAGAGGGGUCUGUCCUUCCUGCAGAACAUGGAGCUCAAAGGAGGGGAGCUGCUCGUACCAAGUGCUGGCCUGUACUACGUCUACGCCCAGACCUACUUUAGGCUUCCGUCUGUGGGGGAGACGGACGGGGAAGCAGCAGACGACGAGGGGGCAGAACUCGUCCAGUACAUUUAUAAAAAGAUGAGUUCCUACACAGGACCCAUCCUGUUGAUGAAAUCGUCCCGGAGCGUGUGCUGGCCUCGGGGUCAGGAGCCAGGCCUCUUCUCCCUGCAUCAGGCCGGCACCGCUUUCCUGCAGCCGGCCGACCGCCUUUUCGUCACCGUCAGCAACGCCAGCGCCAUGGAGAUGGACGGGAGGGCGAGCUACUUUGGGGCUUUCCUGGUGGACUAGCGGCGUUAACUGAGGGCUUUCCGGAAUCGACAGUAGACUGCGUCAGUCGCCGUGUGAAGAAACGGGACUGGAAGACGAGAAGAACUUCUUAUGGAGAGUGGAGCCGGGAUCGCUCUGAGCUGCAGAGGGAAACACUGAAUGCACCGCUGCUCAAAAAGGAACGAAGAUGAGCCAUUUAUGCUGUGCAUAUACUCCACCAGUGACUUGCGAGCACAGAUCGUAUGUAGCAGUGGCUGGAAACAAGAAUGCAUGUGGGUUAAGUUGGAGAAACUGAAUUGCAAACAUUGGAAUUGCUCUCUGUCGAGAGAACUGACCAAAUGGACGUCACUGUGCAAUUUUUCAACGUUUCCCAGCGAUGGACACAUAUGUUUCUCAUAUAUGGUAUUGUUUACAAAUGUAUUCGUACUGAUAAAUUGAUUUAAUUGAUGUUUUUUUCUCAGGGUGUAACAAGAAGUAAAAGUUGUAUAUAUUACAUUGAACUUAAUGUACUCUGGGUCUAGUUUUCUCAGCAAAUAUUAUAUUCCUGUUUUGAACUACAAAUCUCAAUUUUCAGUCGGUCAUACUUUUUUUAAAAAUUAUUAUAUUCAUCAAUCGGUCGAUACUUUGUAUAGUUUUUUUUUUUUUUUUAGGGUGUUCUGAAAAUGCAUCUAAAACAAGCCCAAAAUUAAACUUUUCUAAGAUGAAUGUAUGUAGACGAAAGCUAUGCCUUGAAUAUAAGCGAAUCAAACUCCUCCCUUAAUCACAUCUGUCCACACAAUAAGACACAAAGCUGAAAAAGUAAAAAACUAUCUUUUAAUUCAUGUUGUUACAUGUCUCCAUAAUAUGGCAGUGAAUGUUUCAGCAAAUAACUGUCACUCCUCAAACAAGACUUUUACAUUACAAAAAAAAAGGACAUAGAAAAAACAAAAUUAAGGGUUCAAGUAAUGCCCAAAACAAAUACAUCUUUGAAACCCACACGCGCGCGCACACACACACACACACACAGGAAGAUAGGACACGUUUGCUGAUCAAACUUAAAAGUCCACCUGCUACUUUUCCUGGUCCACAAGUAGAGAAGUUGUGUUUUCUCUCUGUUCAGUUGUUUUUUUUGUUUUCUUUUUCUUUUGGUCACCAAUACUGGACUGACGGACAUGUUGAGAAGGUAAACACAAACACAGACAACACACAGCCUCGUGAAACGUUUCUUUGUGAUAUAACCAAAACACUCGGAUACCAAACCUCCAACAGUAUCAAAAAUAAAUCUGGUAUAAUCUCUGAUUAAUCAGGACUUUACGUGUGUGAGUAUGUUGGGGAAGCAGGGGAAUUUUUUUUUUUUUUUU